Messenger RNA from Oncorhynchus gorbuscha (pink salmon), 3002 nucleotides. Its product is annotated as leucine-rich repeat-containing protein 75A-like. Bases 1267 to 2604 code for a protein of 445 amino acids. The record is from RefSeq and is a predicted model, not a curated record. Lineage: Eukaryota; Metazoa; Chordata; Actinopteri; Salmoniformes; Salmonidae. The transcript is spliced from 4 exons.
GCAGGACGUAUUUGUAGUGGGGAGCAGCUUGCCCAACCCAUUCUCAGUGCGAGGACUUGAGGAGAGAAGCGCUGUACACACCGCGCCUGCUCUGGUCGGCUCCUCCGACAGUGCGCAGCCUAUAUUCAGUCCCAACAAGAGACACCUUCAACCAGGUCGCGGACUCUACCUCGGCCACCGCCGAGGCCGUUCUAACAGGACGUGCUUCGAAGAGCGAAUCAUAGAAUAUAGGAACAACGAAGCCAAUAUCUUGCCAAGGAAAAGGUUGACAUCACGUGUGAAUGAUUUGAAGAGGCAGAGGGGAAUAAACAAACGGAGCAGAUGAAGAUGUAAACAUUACCAUGUCCUGUCUCCAUCGCCACCACCACAUACGUUUAGCUUCCCCUUCCUUUUCUGCACAGACGCAGAAUGCGUGGCAUUAUUGAUUAAAAGGGAAGAGGAAGAGGAAUCCAAUGUGGACGGGAGGAGAGGAGGCACUCGCAACACUGACAGUCACAUCAAUUUAGUAGCGGCCCUUCAGAGGAUAACUGUUCAUAUUUGAAGGACAGAAAUGAAGUCGUCUCCAGGAUAGCGCUGUGAGCGAGUGCAUCCGACCAGCAGUUUGCUGGCGAUCUGCGCGACUGCUGCUCCCCUUAUUUGCGGCCAUGCUGCGGGAAUCAUCCUCCGAGCUCUUCCCGACUUGAGGAGCUUUUACCAGCCGAUUGUUAAAACAGUGCAGUCGUUAAAAUGAUUUCGUUGUCUAGAAGACGGAUAACCCCGAGGCUUUUUUGCAACGUUUGUUUCAUAUUUUGCGAAAGAAACCUGCGCAGGGAUAGCUGAUCAUAUUUCACUUAGCUCUUUAGCUCUGACAAUUGUAUCCUAACAAAAUUCUGUGGAAAACAUUUAAUUAUUUAUAGGCUAUGUUCCGCGAAUUGCAUAACAAAAGUUUUGGGUUGUGUCCCGGGUUGAGUGCGUGUCUGUUUGUGUUUAUAGUAGCACACGUAGCAGCCAAUUCGCUCAAGCUUAUUGUGCGAAUUAGACAUUUUAUUCAAAUCUGAACGCAUGUGUUGGAGGUUGUUUCCCCAACUGGCAUUGCACUCUUAACAGCUGGACAGUGCACCAUUCACUAGAGGACAGGUGUGUUGUCCAUGGGGAACGAACCCAGAGGUCCUACCCACUUUAAGGCCUCUUGACUUCGUGUACAAGGUUUUAAUGUUUAGUUAAAAAGACAAAUAUUUGCCUGGGGGGGAGCAAGUAAUUUCUUACAGCAGAUUCUAACAUCCAAACAUGGGCACCAAACAGACCAAAGGUGUUGGGGGCCAAGAGGCUGGGCCCAGCCCACAGCAUGGGUGGAAACGGACCCCUACCAAGGAGAGGGGUGACCUCUUCACCUCCUUCAUGUUGAGGUCAGGGGACCGGCUGAGUCGUGGAGGGUCCCCUCCGCCCUACCAGCGCCGGAUAGGCAUGAUCCAGGAGAUGAUGCUGAUGGCCAAGCAAGGAAAACAGGACAAGGCCACAGAGAUGCUGCAGACACUCCGGCAGGACUUGGGGAUGGAGUCCACGUCCCUGGAUGACGUGCUGUACCGCUACGCCAGCUUCAGGAACCUGGUGGACCCCAUCACCCACGACCUCGUCAUCAGCCUGGCCAGAUACAUCCAGUGCCCCCCCAAGACAGGCCCGGGGGAGGAUUCUCUGGGUGCCAUGGAGAAGGUGUGUCGCCAGCUGACCUAUCACCUGAGCCCACACUCACAGUGGAGACGGCAGGGCAUACUGAAGAGGAAGCCGCAGGCAUGUCUCAAGGUGAUGCUGUCGACGCCUCCCCCUAACGGGGCGCUGGACCUUUCGGGCAUCCCCCUGACGGUGCGUGACAUGGAGCGCCUGUGUGCCUACCUGCAGCGCCACGCGCCUAUCAUCUGCAGCCUGGAGCUGGGCUUCACCGAGCUCACCGACGACGCCUUCCUCCUCCUCCUGCCCACGCUGGGUGCGCUGCCCCGGCUGGAGACCCUGGCCCUCAACGGCAACCGGCUGACCCGUGCCGUCCUCAAGGAGCUGACGGACAGCCUGAAGGACCCGGCCAGCUUCCCCAGUGUCACGUGGAUCGACCUGGGCAACAACGUGGACAUCUUCUCCCUGCCCCAGCCCUUCCUGGUGAGUCUGAGGAAGCGCUGUCCCAAGCAGGGCAACCUGCCCACCAUCCUGGAGUUUGGUGAGAGCCAGGCCAGCGAGCCCGAGGGGAGGGUGGGGGAUGAUGACGAUGACAGGGAUGACAUCAACAGGACAGAGAGCAUGGAUGAGCUGAGGUCGGAGGUGGAGGGGGAGAUGGACGGAGAGACGGAGAUUGAGGAGAUGAUGGAAGAGUUGUUGGACUUUGACCUGGAGGUGCAGGGGAAGGAGGACGAGAUCGAGGACAGCAUGUGGACAAUGGAGGAGCAGAGGAGGGAGGAGACACGGGGGCAGGGAAUUAAGAAGAUGGUGGAGAGGGCAGAGCUCGAGGAGGAAGACACACAGAGUCAGUCUUCCCACUUGUUGUGCUCCAGCCAAUCGCAGCAUUCUUCUGGAGCGGUUGAACUGAUGAAGGAGGAAGAAGGAGAGGAGGGGACUGAUCACUUAGACCCCCUGACCUGAGCAAGAACCCCGGUCCACUCUGCUUGGAACUUCCCCUCCCAUGUUUUGUCUAGAAUGAGAAGAGAGCAGUACCAGCAAGCAGUGAACGUUCGUAUAACGUUAGAUAACGUUCUUGGAAUGCAUAGGUAACCGGAAAUUGUUUCCUGGGUUGGACAUCUGGGGGAGGGGCUCUGUCAUCUCAACUGACUGGAAUGGUUCCGGAAUAACCAACCGAUCUGGGUGAACUGUUCGUCCACAGAUGCACAGUUUAGGGAGAUGACAAUCCAGGUUGAAAGCGGACGUUUGUGAUAACUCUUAUUGUUGUUUCAUUAUGAAUUAGGAUUCUAAACCUCUGUAGUAAAGAGUAAUAGAUAUAUUAUAUAUCAAAUGUAGAAAACAAAUAAACAUUUUCUAAUGUA